Molecule: messenger RNA, 612 nt
Organism: Aphis gossypii (cotton aphid)
Lineage: Eukaryota; Metazoa; Arthropoda; Insecta; Hemiptera; Aphididae
Product: ADP-ribose glycohydrolase OARD1-like
Exons: 1
Coding region: 1-612 (203 amino acids)
Biological process (GO): peptidyl-glutamate ADP-deribosylation
Source: RefSeq, a predicted model, not a curated record
AUGAAUAAAGGAAUUGCGUUGGAAUUCCGCAAAAGAUUUGGAAACCUUAAGGAACUUCAGAAGAAAAAUCGAAAAGUAUCAGACAUCCUAAUGUCACAGGCAGAACAUCGGAAGUUACUCUAUAUCAUCAUCAAGAAAUUGUUCUAUCAUAAACCAACAUAUGAGACAAUUUUCCACAGUUUACAGAACCUCAAGGCGUACUGCAUACAAAAUGGUAUUACAAGACUCGCUUGCCCCAAACUAAGCUGUGGUUUAGAUGGACGCAAGUGGGAAGUCAUCCGUGACAUGCUACGAUUCCUCUUCCGUGGUUCCUCGGUGCAUAUUCUAGUAUACACACGAGAUGAGCUGACGGAAGAAGGCAAGCAACGGGUCAUACAAGAGCAUCACGAAAAUCCACUUGGUGGGCACCAAGGGAUUUCACGGACGUAUAGCAAGAUAUCCCAAUUAUACCAGUGGAAAGGGAUGAGGGCACAAAUCAGAGAGUAUAUAAAAAAAUGUCCAGUUUGCCAAGUCAAUAAAACUCCGAAUCAGACUAUCCGGGAGCCCAUGGUUAUAACGACCACUGCAACUAGACCCUUCGAGAAAAUCUAUAUGGAUAUUGUAGGACCUUAA